UUAUCUCUGACUUCCCCUUCGAUGGUCUUCUGGAGGAGCGGGCCCUGCUUCUGGGUGGAUGGGGAAACACGAACAGGCCCUCUUCAUCUACGUACGCGUCCUGAAGGACACACACAUGGCCAAGGAGUACUGUCACCGGCAUUAUGACAAAGACACAGACAGAAACAAAGAUGUGUACCUGUCUCUGCUACGCAUGUAUUUGUCCCCUCCUGAUGUCCACUGCCUUGGACCAAUCAAAAUGGAGCUGUCGGAGCCACAGGCCAAUCUAAAGGCAGCUCUACAUGUCCUGGAGCUGCACCACAGCAAGCUGAAUACCGCUAAGGUAGACUGCACCACAGCACGCUGAAUACCACUAAGGUAG
This is a messenger RNA of Oncorhynchus nerka (sockeye salmon), 361 nucleotides long. RefSeq names its product vam6/Vps39-like protein. The record is from RefSeq and is a predicted model, not a curated record. The transcript has 4 exons. The coding region runs from base 59 to 346 and encodes 95 amino acids. NCBI's taxonomy places the organism in Eukaryota, Metazoa, Chordata, Actinopteri, Salmoniformes, Salmonidae. Gene Ontology annotation, cellular component: cytoplasm; membrane. Gene Ontology annotation, biological process: vesicle-mediated transport; intracellular protein transport; autophagy.